This is a messenger RNA of Papaver somniferum (opium poppy), 2518 nucleotides long. Its product is annotated as tyrosine/DOPA decarboxylase 1-like. The coding region runs from base 783 to 2357 and encodes 524 amino acids. The transcript is spliced from 4 exons. Gene Ontology annotation, molecular function: carboxy-lyase activity; pyridoxal phosphate binding. Lineage: Eukaryota; Viridiplantae; Streptophyta; Magnoliopsida; Ranunculales; Papaveraceae. Gene Ontology annotation, biological process: amino acid metabolic process. The record is from RefSeq and is a predicted model, not a curated record.
AGUCCGCCAAGAAAGGGAUGAAGCAAAAAUGACCAAAUCUGGAUCAGAUAUUUGGUAUGAUUUCUUCCUAUAACAUUCCCAAACCCUACAAGUAGAUAAGAUUAUGCAGCUAAUAAAGAGCAGUUUAUACCACCAUAGUCAAAACAUUGGAGAUUAAAAGAAUGUUGUUUACAUGUUCGACAAAAUGUUCCAACCAAGGAUAUUUUCACUCUCGAAAAAUUCAGAAUUUAUCAAGUUAGCUAGACCGGUGACAUGUAUCAUUGGCUUUGUAUCACUGUUUACCAAAAUGGGUAUAUCUGCUUUUACUUGAAAUCCUUCGUUCGUUAAAGAAGAGACCUUAAAGAUGGUUCAGUAUGACUAGUGUCAAGGGAUCAGUCGUGGUUGCUUUUGAUUAUUCCAUGAAGUAAAAUAUGCUGCAAGUAUAUGUGUACAUUUGUUCAAGACCACCUGCGACAGCAGGCAAAGUUAUUCACAUCGUAUGCAGCAUUUAAGGCUGGUGCAUUUUAGUUUGAUGCGCCACUUCAGCUUAUUCUACUUUACAACCGAGUAGUGGAUGGUCCAGUCUUUACAGCUGAGAAUAUACUAGUUUACAAGGUAAUGGAUCUAUAUCCUCAAAAUUGGAAAUGACUUCGAUAUGAAGAUUGCAAGCUGCAAACUAUGCGUGAUGUCUUGGGGUGUUCUUGCUGUCAUAUGCUCUAUCAAGCAGUGAUUCAAUCCCCUGAAACACAAAAAAUCUUCAUCUGUGAACCAUAAGCAUCGAAGAAUAAAGCAAAGUUGUAACCAUGGGAAGUCUUCCAACUGAUAUCAUUGAAAGCAUGUCAGUAUGCUCUCAAAACCCACUAGACCCAGAUGAAUUUAGAAGGCAAGGUCACAUGAUUAUUGACUUCCUUGCUGAUUACUACAAGAAUGUUGAGAAAUAUCCAGUUAGAAGCCAAGUCGAACCUGGUUACUUGCAGAAACGAUUACCUGAGGCCGCUCCCAAGAAUUCUGAGGCUAUAGAAACCAUUCUUGAAGAUGUCACCAAUGAUAUCAUUCCUGGUCUUACUCACUGGCAAAGUCCAAACUACUUCGCUUAUUUUCCUUCAAGUGGUUCCGUUGCAGGUUUCCUUGGGGAAAUGCUCAGUACUGGAUUCAAUGUCGUCGGAUUCAAUUGGAUGUCAUCCCCAGCUGCAACUGAGUUAGAGAGUAUUGUUAUGAAUUGGCUUGGCCAAAUGCUUACACUUCCCAAAUCAUUUCUCUUCUCAUCAGAUGGAAGUUCAGGAGGAGGAGGAGUUUUACAGGGAACUACUUGUGAAGCCAUUUUGUGUAUACUGACUGCAGCAAGAGAUAAAAUGUUGAACAGAAUCGGUAGAGAAAAUAUCAAUAAGUUAGUUGUUUAUGCUUCUGAUCAAACCCAUUGCGCACUACAAAAAGCUGCUCAAAUUGCUGGUAUAAACCCGAAGAACGUCCGUGCUAUUGCUACUUCAAAGGCUACAAAUUUCAGCCUCUCGCCAAUUUCACUCCAAUCGACCAUCUUAGCUGAUAUCGAAUCCGGGUUAGUUCCGAUGUUUUUAUGUACUACUGUUGGUACAACUUCAUCAACAGCCGUCGAUCCUAUUGGCCCACUUUGCGAGGUCGCCAAAACUUAUGGAAUUUGGGUUCAUGUGGAUGCGGCUUAUGCCGGAAGUGCUUGCAUCUGUCCAGAAUUCAGGCACUUCAUUGAUGGUGUAGAGGAUGCAGACUCAUUCAGUCUAAAUGCACACAAGUGGUUUCUCACUACUUUGGAUUGUUGUUGUUUAUGGGUCAAAGACUCUUUUUCCCUUGUCAAUGCAUUAUCAACAAAUCCAGAAUAUUUGAAGAACAAGGCAACUGAAUCGAAACAAGUUAUUGACUACAAAGAUUGGCAAAUAGCACUCAGCAGAAGAUUCCGAUCCAUGAAACUCUGGUUAGUACUUCGCAGCUACGGAGUUGCUAACUUAAAAACUUUCCUCAGGGGUCAUGUUAAGAUGGCUAAGCAUUUUCAAGGACUAGUUGGUAUGGAUAACAGGUUUGAGAUUGUGGUUCCUAGGACAUUUGCCAUGGUAUGUUUUCGCCUUAAACCAACUGCCAUUCUGAAGCAAAAGAAAAUUGAAAACGAUGACAUGGAAUCUGAAGCAAAUGAUAUCAAUACGAAGCUGCUGGAAUCAGUCAAUGCAUCCGGUAAGAUAUAUAUGACUCAUGCUGUUGUAGGAGGGGUGUACAUGAUUCGGUUUGCUGUCGGGGCAACACUGACAGAGGAACGACACGUGAAUGGGGCUUGGAAGGUGGUUCAAGAGCACACAGACGCCAUAUUCAGAGCCUUGGAUGGUGAUAUAAUCAACCAGGAAAUUGUCCAUUGAGGUGUGGAGACAGGAACAGAGUAUACGCAAAUUAUUAUGUGCUAAUACUAAAUCACCAUAAAUAAUUGAUUUCCUUGUAAUUUCACGGACUUGUAUGCAAAGCAGAGACAUUUGUAAUCCAUUCGUGUUCUGGAAGAUAAUUAUCGUUAUCUUUUCGCCAA